Messenger RNA from Iphiclides podalirius (scarce swallowtail), 1011 nucleotides. The record is from the annotation of a GenBank genome assembly. Lineage: Eukaryota; Metazoa; Arthropoda; Insecta; Lepidoptera; Papilionidae.
AUGAGCACACUGCCGCCACCACCACUAGCCCACGCCCACAAACCCCACCCGCUCAAGCUGUCACCACCAUCGCCGUACGCCCCGCUACCACAGCCCUUCGGCUUCCAAUUCAGUUUGGGCGGUAUGAACGAAGCUGGCCCCCUGAGUGCGACAUCCUCAGCCGGCUCCAGCGGCGCGGGCGCCGGGGCUGUCAGUCCGCUGCCGCUCAUCGGCGAGCCUUUCCUGGCGCCUCCGCCCCCCGGUCUACUCCACAUGCUCAUGUCUUCGGACAAGUGUCAAGAAUUGAUGUGGAGCGCGAAGCAGUUGCAACUCCAAGGAGAUCCAACGUUGCUACGUCCUCCGCCAAAUGCUUUCGGAGCACCACUUGCUCCAACAUGGGAACUGUUACAGGAGACGAGCGCUCGGCUAUUGUUCAUGGCAGUGCGUUGGGUGCGGUGCCUCGCGCCAUUCCAAGCGCUGGCGCCGGCAGACCAGCUGGUGCUGCUACGAGCCGCGUGGAAGGAGCUGUUCCUGCUGCAUCUCGCGCAGUGGUCGGCACCAUGGGACCUGGCGCCGCUGCUAGCUGCACCGGCGGCCAGAGCGCGCCUGCCUCCAGAUCCCCUCGCCGAUCUUGAGCUGAACACUUUACAGGAAAUACUCUGUCGGUUUCGUCAAAUAGCACCCGAUGGUAGCGAAUGUGGCUGUAUGAAAGCCAUUGUGCUAUUUUCUCCAGAUACUCCGGGAUUAACUGAGACGCAACCCGUUGAGAUGCUUCAGGACCAAGCACAAUGCAUUUUAGCAGACUACGUUCGCACCAGAUAUACGCGGCAACCUACUCGCUUUGGCCGACUCCUGCUAUUGCUGCCGUCGUUGAGGGCGGUUCGCUCGCGCUCCAUAGAGCUGUUGCUGUUCCGAGAAACGGUGGGCGACGUGUCCGUUGCCACACUGCUGCACGACAUGUAUCGGAUGCAGCCGGCCCCCGCACCGGCCCCCUUCGCUCCGCCAACCGUCACCGAACAUUGUUCCUCACCG